Sphenostylis stenocarpa is the source of this 612-nucleotide messenger RNA. The record is from the annotation of a GenBank genome assembly. NCBI's taxonomy places the organism in Eukaryota, Viridiplantae, Streptophyta, Magnoliopsida, Fabales, Fabaceae.
AUGAUGGCUUGUGGAAGUGUCAACCUUCCUCCUGGCUUUUGCUUCUCUCCAACGGAUGAAGAACUUGUUCUUCAUUUUCUUUAUCCCAAGGCCUCUCUACCAUGCCAUCCCAACAUCAUUCCUGAGCUUGACCUCUCUCUGCAUGAUCCAUGGGAGUUAAAUGGUAAAGCGUUAUCAAGUGGAAAUCAACACUAUUUCUUCACCAGAGUGAAGGAAAACAGAUCCACAGAAAAUGGGUAUUGGAAGGAAAUAGGAGUUACAGAGCCAAUAGUAUCUGCAUCUGAAAAAGUGGGGAUGAAGAAGUCCCUUGUGUUCAACCUUGGUGAAGCUCCACAAGGCACUGAAACCAGUUGGGUCAUGCAUGAGUAUCAUAUCUGCUCAUCCAGUUUUAGCACUGGAUCUUGUGGAAGUACUCGCGGAAGAAGAAAAUCAAAUCAAUGUAGGAGCAAAUGGGUUUUGUGCAAAGCCUAUGAAAAGAAAAGUUCUCAAUCCCAACAAGGUGUAAGUUCUUACAGCGAUGAGAAUGACAGUGGAACUGAGCUUUCAUGGCUAGACGAAUUUUACAUGUCGUUAGAUGAUGAUCUUGAAGAAGUUAUGAGCCAUCCUAAUUAG